Alternaria arborescens is the source of this 1344-nucleotide messenger RNA. RefSeq lists its product as hypothetical. The transcript has 3 exons. The record is from RefSeq and is a predicted model, not a curated record. Gene Ontology annotation, molecular function: glucan endo-1,3-alpha-glucosidase activity. Bases 1 to 1344 code for a protein of 447 amino acids. NCBI's taxonomy places the organism in Eukaryota, Fungi, Ascomycota, Dothideomycetes, Pleosporales, Pleosporaceae.
AUGCGGUUUGAUUCUACAUUCGCUGUCGGCCUUAUGGCUAGCGCUGUUGCUGGUCGGGUUACACCACGUUCUGUCGUCGACAGGCCAAUAGUGGCACACUACAUGGUGGGUGGCCUCCAAAAGAGUGAUGUCCGUCAGGAUAUUCUCGACGCAAAGAAUAUUGGUUUGGAUGGCUUUGCGCUCAACUUUGACCAAUUCGCGUGGUGGUCCAAUGACACCGUAACCUUCAUGUUCGAUAAUGCCAAAGACAUUGGCGGCUUCAGUCUAUUCUUCUCUUUUGACCAUGGUCAUGGCGUUUUGAAAAGUCCCAUGGAUUACGCCGACUACUUCAAGCGUUAUAGCACUCAUCCUUCUUAUCUCAAGAUGCGAGACCCAUCUGAUAAUAUCGACAAGCCUCUCAUGUCUACCUUCGGCGGCGAGGACUUUACAGAUAACGACUGGAACAAGUUCAAGGGCAAAGUCGGCAACGUGCUAGUCGUGCCCGGCUUCUCUGAGAUCUACAACCCCAGCACCAGUUUCUUCGACAGCCGCACUGCUCUCGAUGGCGUAUUCAACUGGAACUCAUGGCCUGCAACGCAAGACGGAAAAGUCACCGUAUCUGCUGCGACGGACCGUACUUUCCAAACCGCUGCCGAUAAAGCGAACAAGCUGUUCAUGAUGGGUAUUUCGCCAGUACAAUACAAGCACCUCAGCAACAAGGACAACUGGUACCGUCGCGGCGAAGAUAACCUUGAGAACAGGUUUGGUCAGGUACUCGAUUUGCAACCAGACAUAGUGCAGCUCCAGACCUGGAACGAUGCCGGUGAGGGUCACUACAUGGGAAAGCUUCACCCAGAUCCGCUGGACGACAGAACGAAGCUUCUCACGGAUAAAUACGACCAUACAGGCUACUGGCAGAUUCUCCAACCCUUCAUCGCCGCAUGGAAGAGGGGCGACCGCACAACAGCGAACAUGCGUCCCACUAAUGGAAAAGCCGUUCAGGGCACUUUCUGGCACCAUACGCUUACAGUCGGCGGUACCUGCUACGACGACGACGUAGUCAAGUCGGGAGACAUUGCGAGGGCCGCCGAGGAUGCUGUGUCCGGCGUCGUGCUCGUCCCCGAAGGCAAAACCAACCUCGUAGCGGUUGUCAACGUCGGAACCAAGGAGCUAAAUAAGACGAAUCUGCGCCCUGGCUUCAACAAGUUCAAGUUCACCGGGCUCGAGAAGCUGAUUCCAGGAAAGGUGCAGUUGGAGGUUUGGGACGAGAGUACCAUGGUAGGCGGCGGAUAUGGAAGUAUUGAGGUUACGAACUCGAAGCCGCAGUGCAACUACCAGUUUCAGGUCGUCGGUGUACCUUCGUAG